Puma concolor (puma) is the source of this 978-nucleotide messenger RNA. The record is from RefSeq and is a predicted model, not a curated record. Lineage: Eukaryota; Metazoa; Chordata; Mammalia; Carnivora; Felidae.
AUGGCAUCCCCGUCCUCUUGCCCGGCGGCGGAGGAGGACGAGAGCCUGAAGGGGUGCGAGCUGUAUGUGCAGAAGCAUGGUGUUCAGCAGGUCCUGAAGGACUGCAUCGUGCACCUGUGUGUGUCCAAGCCGGACAGGCCCAUGAGGUUCCUGCGGGAGCACUUCGAGAAGCUGGAGAAGGUUAUUCCCAAGGACUACAAGACCAUGACCGCGCUGGCCAAGGCCAUCUCCAAGAACGUGCUGUUUGCUCACCUGGACGACAAUGAGAGAAGCGACAUAUUCGACGCCAUGUUCCCCGUCACGCACAUCGCCGGGGAGACCGUCAUCCAGCAAGGGGACGAAGGAGAUAACUUCUACGUGAUCGACCAAGGAGAAGUGGACGUAUACGUGAAUGGAGAGUGGGUGACGAGCAUCAGCGAAGGGGGCAGCUUUGGGGAGCUGGCGCUCAUCUACGGCACCCCCAGGGCAGCGACCGUGAAGGCCAAGACGGACCUCAAGCUCUGGGGCAUUGACCGGGACAGCUACCGGCGCAUCCUCAUGGGCAGCACCCUGAGAAAACGCAAGAUGUACGAGGAGUUUCUCAGCAAGGUCUCCAUCCUGGAGUCGCUGGAGAAGUGGGAGCGCCUGACCGUGGCUGACGCCUUGGAGCCUGUGCAGUUUGAGGACGGAGAGAAGAUUGUGGUCCAGGGGGAGCCCGGGGACGAUUUCUUCAUCAUCACGGAGGGCACGGCCUCCGUCCUCCAGCGCCGGUCCCCCAACGAAGAGUACGUGGAGGUGGGGCGCCUGGGGCCCUCCGACUACUUUGGGGAGAUUGCGCUGCUGCUGAACCGGCCCCGGGCGGCCACCGUGGUGGCCCGGGGGCCCCUCAAGUGCGUCAAGCUGGACCGGCCCCGCUUCGAGCGCGUGCUGGGCCCCUGCUCCGAGAUCCUCAAGAGGAACAUCCAGCGCUACAACAGCUUCAUCUCCCUCACCGUCUGA